This is a messenger RNA of Erinaceus europaeus (western European hedgehog), 734 nucleotides long. It is a transcript of the gene RPL27A, whose product is annotated as ribosomal protein L27a. The record is from RefSeq and is a predicted model, not a curated record. Lineage: Eukaryota; Metazoa; Chordata; Mammalia; Eulipotyphla; Erinaceidae. The transcript is spliced from 4 exons. Bases 16 to 699 code for a protein of 227 amino acids. Gene Ontology annotation, biological process: translation. Gene Ontology annotation, molecular function: structural constituent of ribosome. Gene Ontology annotation, cellular component: cytosolic large ribosomal subunit; ribosome.
CCUCCGGCCGCCGACAUGGUAGGUACAUCCUUCCGUCCCUCUUCCCCGGGCUGGGCGAGGGCGAGGGCGAGGGCGAGGGCGCCGGGCUCUGCCCCGUCGUGCCCCGGCCCUCCGCCCCCGGGCGCCGGCGGGCUCUGCUGGCCGCGGACCCGAGGUCCCCGGGCGCCCGGGCGGAGGAGCGGGGCCGCGUGGGCUGAGCGGGCGGGUGGCCGGCGGGGCCGCCCAGACCCGGACCCCGACCGCCUCUCUCCGCAGCCAUCCAGGCUCAGGAAGACCCGCAAGCUCCGGGGCCACGUGAGCCACGGCCACGGCCGCAUCGGCAAGCACCGCAAGCACCCGGGAGGCCGCGGCAACGCAGGCGGCAUGCACCACCACAGGAUCAACUUCGACAAAUACCACCCCGGCUACUUCGGGAAGGUGGGCAUGCGCCAUUACCACCUGAAGCGCAACCAGAGCUUCUGCCCGACCGUCAACCUGGACAAGCUGUGGACCCUGGUCAGCGAGCAGACGCGCGUCAACGCGGCCAAGAACCCGGCGGGGGCCGCCCCCAUCAUCGACGUGGUGCGGUCGGGCUACUACAAGGUCCUGGGCAAGGGCAAGCUCCCCAAGCAGCCGGUCAUCGUGAAGGCCAAGUUCUUCAGCAGGAGAGCCGAGGAGAAGAUCAAGGGGGUCGGCGGGGCCUGUGUCCUGGUGGCCUGAGGCUGCAGGGAAGGUCCAUUAAAGCCGUGACCCGA